Molecule: messenger RNA, 5106 nt
Organism: Cyclospora cayetanensis
Lineage: Eukaryota; Apicomplexa; Conoidasida; Eucoccidiorida; Eimeriidae
Exons: 4
Coding region: 1-5106 (1701 amino acids)
Source: RefSeq, a predicted model, not a curated record
AUGGCGCCCGUGGCCUCUGCGCGUCCUUUGGCGGGCCAUGCUCAGACCACAGUCACCCAAGAUAGGCUGAAAAGGAGGGAACAUAAUGGUGCACGGCAUCCUAAAACAGGGACGUCGACGGAUAUAUUAAACGGAGAUGAAAUAAGUCGGCGUAGUAUGUCGUGGCGGCCCGGCUGGAACGACCGAAUACCUGAACCCCCUGUUAGUGACCUGACCCAUGCAACCUUUUCAGCUGUCCCCAGAGACACCGUGUUAGGGAAAAGAGACAAUGGAAUCCGGCCAUCAUCUGUAGGCCCUCCUCGGAGAUAUGCACAAAUAUCUUCCAUCAACCGAAUGCAGGCACGCAGUGUCGAUAUCCGUGCACAGAGGCGCUUAAUGCAUGGGCAGCAGGCGAUGGUGAGCAACAAGAAUCGCUUCGACAAGGAUUUCAGGUCUGACGGCCGCUCAAUCAAGGGCAAAGCACCUCGGAUGUCAACUUAUGUACAGUCUAGCAGCUCUACAAUCUCAGAAGAAAACCCUAAAUCCCGCACCCUGCUGGACGCAACAAGUUCUGAAAUUCCCCAUCUCCGAAAACGGCGCACAUGGGAAAUUUUGCAACACCUUGUUGACCAGAUAGAGCAGGGAGGGAAUGAAGAGGAAGGGCCUUCAUCCGAAACGCUUCUACAACAUCCAGACAUACUUCAAAAGCUACUGCACGCAAUCAGGCCCUUGAUCCCCCUCAAAGAUGUAAUAGGCCAGUUGGCUGAAAAGGAAGAAAUCGCUAAUGCUGCACAACCUACUCAAGGUGGCGCACCACCAGCCCUCUGCUGUGAGAGUGGUGGGAACAGCGCCACUACCAGAAUAUCAAGUGUGGCUUGUGUUGAGCCUCGCUCGAAGUCCGCUCGUCGAAGAGCCCCCGCGUCUGCUACGGGUCAUAAGGAGGUAACUAUAUCAAACGCUUCGGUUGGCGAGCAGCGUUCAUCUCUUCCAAGACGUCCUCUAGCAAGCCCUGGGCCAGUGCAUCCUACAGCUGUGAACCAGGGUACUGACCGACUGCCUGCUGGGUGGAAGCCAACCAGGCUUCCGGCGGCUACAGGGGGGCUGGUGUAUGGUAGGCCUGCCUCUACACUUCGUAACCCUCUGGAACCGACUCGAUCAGCCUUCCCUACAGGCGACCGUUUGGCUGCCGUGUCAUCUAGUGCUAAAAAUUAUAAUGGAACUGCACAACUGGAGGGAUCUACGAAGCGGUAUGAAAAGCCUCGAACUACGCGUUCGGCGAGCACAGGGCGGUAUAUGCACGUGGCUUCUCGACUCCCCCAAGGAGCUUUAGAACACAAGAGGCCACAGGGGACGCGGACAAAGGUGGUCUCCAUAAACAGGUCCACUGAGAAGCAAAGACAGCUUACAACUUCUUCUGAGGGCUCAGGGUUUUCAGCGGAUUACGCCGACGCGCUAGUACCCGAGCCGUUCUCAUCAGCAAGGUCGGGAGACACAGAUUGCAGCCUUGCUUUGGAGGCCACAGCUUCACGUGGGUGCAGGCUUCUUGGCCUCGGAGAAGAUGAGAAGGCGCAGAGAGUAGAUUUACAAGGUGGCACUGUUAGAUGUGCUGUACCUCCUUCGCUGCCUGGUGUACGCUUCGCUUCCAUUCAAGCUCUUGGGACGUCACCGCCAGCUUCUCAUCAUAGUUAUUCAGAAUCAAAAGAGUCUGGUCGUUCAGAUGCAUCUGACCUGCACGAGACUCAAGGAAGAGGAAGCGUAAUAAGCACUGGACCCCGGCAGCAUGCAGAGCCCGAGGCAGAGUCCGCAACUGCUUCAGUGGCGUCCACGAGUCCCCAUCGUGGAAGUCAAAUGCUAGUAGAGCGCAGCCCUGUAACACCGAGGAGGCGUGCCUCUGCUACCCCAACGCCGACAAGGCCUAUUUCUGAGAAGGAGCGAUUUACUCGCAGAUCAGUGCACAGUCACGAAGGUCUUCUGUCUUCGCCCCCCAAACGGGAGAGGUACCUGACCGUGGCCGAGGCGUCGAGAGGGAGGUUAGCUUCGGUGUCAGCAAAGAUCGGUCGCACGGUCGAUGCGGGCGAUGCUGAGUCAGACAAAGAGUCUGUAAGCCAUGGGAGCUCUCCUGUGCCCCGACUGAAACAGAGGGGAAGGGAGGCCAGAACGGCUUCCAUUCAAGUUGCAUCUCCACGGGGCGUCCUUCCACUCAGCCCUACUUCAAAAAAGACUAGGCCCGAAAGGCCUCCAGCCUUGGGAAAAGCUACCACAGAAAGGGAUCAGAAAAGUCCCGUGAAAUCUCCCAGAGCUUCCCCACGGGACGCACCUCACAGCGCCGCUUCAACAGGCCGCCGGCUGCUUGGCUCUUCUUCGCGAAAGGCCUUACAGCCAAAGUUCGCCCCUGGAACUCCGCCGCGAGCGCGCGCAAACAGUGCUAUGUUAGCGCCAGGUCAAGUGACUGCCAAAGGCCCCAGGCCGGAAGCAAAAGAAAGUUCUGAGAAAAGUGAGGAGGCAGAUGAAGCUCCACAGGAAGAAAUGCCUCCUCCGGAGUCUGCUUACCCUUACCUUCGGAUUGCCGAGCUUCCUAUGUUGGACAAACCUCUCAGACACUUCCCAGAGUUGGAAACUCUGCCUCUCAAGCCCAGCCCUGAGCCGCCACCACAAAUAGACGACUCUAUAACAUUUCUUCACGUGAUGGAACGUUCUGAAGGCCUGACAGAAGAAGCAAGAGAUAAAGCAACACACCGUGCAGUCUCCUCCCUGUGCAGUGAUGGUCCAGAUACAAUGAUGCUAAUUGCGCGCUGGAUGGACAAGGCAGCAGAUGCUCUGGAAAGCAAUAGCAUAGCAGUAAAGGAGGACCUUCCUUGGUGGCAUGUUAUACCUCCUCUUUUUGUUGGCCUUCAAACCCACCGAAAUCUCCUGGACCCCGAAGUACCCUCAAGGCCCAUAACGCUUGACGACCUGCGUAACUUCUUACGAGAAGAAGGCUUGUUUGAAACGGACGAGCAGAAGCUACGUCGCUUGUUGCAAGCAGAAGGCCCUUCGAGCAAGCUCCUUGGUGGUUCGCGAGGUCCGAAGACUCCUACGCCCCUUGACAAUUAUAUGGAUUACUUGCUGGAAGUGGCUUUAAAGUACCUGCGGAUGCGACAAAAGCCAUUGGUGAUUCCGAAGAUCACACGCUUCACGGUAGGCGCUGGAGAUGAGUCUUCGAGUACCUGUUGCUCUGGAACACGCUGUUCCAGUGAACGGAGCCUGGAGAGAGGUUGUACCGGUGAAAACCAUGUAGACCAUCAGGAAAAACUAUCCUGGAAGGAGGGCAGUUUCCUUGGCUACGGAGACCGUUCACUUGCCCAAAGGCGGUGUCGGAGCUCCUUGCCAGUCAGGGAGUCAUCCAAGAUGUGUUGGUCCACUGGUAAUAUCUGCGCCAAAACAAAACCCGCCGAGAUUCUACCAGGCUGUAGGUUUCCUUUCUGCCUUAGUAGCAUGACCGGGCCACCUGAGCUCGACCUUUUUGAGUCAACGGCCAUACAGCACGUUCGUGAAAGUUUGUGCAAAAUGCCUUUGCUGCCUUCCGAAAAAUAUUUGCGGUACCUGCGGUCGACAGGGCGCUGCAACGAGCUUAGAUCGCUGGCGAUAUGGCUAGCGGGAAGUUAUGAAAUGGUCCUCAGCUACAAUGCUUUCUUGGCGUUGAGGAUGCCACAUGUGGCAGAUCAGAUACAGACAUCGAGCUCCAAUCAGGACGCGCAUUCUCAUUUGAGCUCAUCCCGAUCUGAAAGUAGGACUUCUGGAGACACCAGUGGUCGAUCAUCCCUUGGCAGAACGCGAAAGCCAGAGGACAAGGGGCCCAGGAGCUCCUUGCAAGAGCAUGAUGCUAUGGAUGAAAAAUUAGAGACAAUCACAGAAGGCACAGAAGAAUAUAAGCAGCAUGAGCAGAAAGACGAGGAAAAUUCGCAAAGGUCAAGCCUGAGCGUAUCUCUGUACUCCAGCCCUAGAACGCCUGCUCUUCACGCUGUUGUGAUCAAGCCAUCCUCUUCCAUUUCCUUUGACAGCAGUUGCGAUGAGCAGGCACCCGAUCACAAGGAUGAGAAGUGCCCAGGACUACACGUUCUAGGGGAGACGAGUGCGCCCUCACCCAUUAAAGGGCAGCACUUGACAAAGAUAACCGGUAAAAGCCGUAUUGUUUCUGUGCCGAAAAAGUUGAAGAAUUCGGGAUCACUGCCUGCAUCGCCGAGAUACUAUUCAAGCUCCCGUAGCCCACCAGCAGAGCCUUCGCGUCCUCGGAGGAGCAGUAGUAUGGCCACUGCUUUGACACAGCACCCUUCUCAUCAAUCCACAGCACCUGCAACGAAGGUGAAGCCCAAGAAGGUACUCAAGAUUAAGGCCGGAUUUAUUCCUGCAGAACCAACGGGCCAGAAGGCCUCAGCUGAAGAGAAACACUUUAGAAUUGGACUAAUCCAAGAGCAGCAGGCCCCCGUUGCUCCUGAAGGACCAGCAUUUGCCCGUGACAAGCACAUUUCAGGAGUCAUUCUACAUCCUCAUCAGGGGAGCCUCUCUGAUGGCAGGGAUAAUACAUGUGAGCUGUCUGGAUCAGCUGGUGUUCCAUUCGAAUCCUCAGUCGAAGGAUCAGCGGCGCACAUGCAAGGCCGACCUGCACUCCGUUCGUUGAAUGGCGUGCCAACACAGAGCUACAAAGAUACAGCCGUAUCAGGGAUGUCUAAGCAGAGAGCUGGCAGUGUACUGAAACAAGCCCGUGUGAAGCCUCAGAGUGUUCGAGGACGAAUUGGUGGGAAGUCUAACGCUGUGGCGGUUGCUGGUGUUUCUCCGAAGCCAUUUCACGCAAUAAGUCAUGCAGUCAGAUAUUCCGGAGCCCGAUCCCAAAAUAAAAUAGAUGGAACUCUCUGCAAGACAAUACGUGUGAAAAGCUCUCGAAGGGGUCCCUCGCGGGUAAUUCAAGAGGCCGUGGACCUUUUGUCGGAACCACAGAUGCUGGCGGAAGUAGCGAAUCUCUGCACUCGUUUGUCAAGUUUAAUUUGCUGUCAUCCAAGUGCUCCUCUACUUGAACAUCAUUCUAAUGGCCCUCUUCACGUGGAAGACCUACCAGAGUCAAUGACUCCGAAGCGGAUGGUGCGGCGCUGA